AGUCCAGGUGCUGAGAGGUUUUAUCAACCAGUGACUGAGUGCGGCUGUUUGAAAGGACGAUAUCAGAGUACGAGCAGGAACUCUGUCGGUCCAAAGAGGAGAACCAGAGACACCGGAAGCUGCUGGACGCGGUGUUCCAGCCUGAAGUCCGGCUGCACAGAGCAGUGAGUCCUACAGACUUCCAGCAGCUGUCGAGGAAGAAAGAAGAGGUUCCCCCUGAGCAGCAGGUGGGGAGUCCCAGGUCUGGACCAGGAGGACCCAGAGCCCCCACACAUUGAAGAAAACGGGAACCCCAGUAUGGACCAGGAGGACCCAGAGCCCCCACACAUUAAAGAGGAGUGGAGCCCCAGUCUGGACCAGGAGGACCCAGAGCCCCCACACAUUGAAGAAAACGGGAACCCCAGUAUGGACCAGGAGGACCCAGAGCCCCCACACAUUAAGGAGGAACAGGAGGAACUCUGGACCAGUCGGGAGGGAGAGCAGCUUCCAGGGCUGGAGGAGGCUGAUAUCACUAAGUUCUCAUUCACUCCUGUCCCUGUGAAGAGUGAAGAUGAUGAAGAGAAACCUCAGUCCUCACAGCUUCAUCAGAGCCAGACUGAACAGAUGGAAACAGAAGCUGAUGGAAAGGACUGUGGAGGACCAGAACCAGCAAGGAACUCUGAUCCAGGUAGUCUUUUACAACCUGAGAAUGAAGACAAGACUGAAGAAUCUUUUAAAACUGUAGACAGUGUUGACAGUGAUUACUGGAAGGAGACCAGAGAACACUGUUCAGCUGAAGAGUCUCUUGAACCUGAGACUGAUGAAGACAACAGGAAAUAUCAGUUUGAUUUAAACUCUCCCCAUAAUGAUGAAGUCCUAGUCAGUCAUAGGACACACGUUACUGACCAAAAAAUGUUCAGCUGCUCAGAGUGUGGGAAAAGAUUAACUCUAAAGGGAAAUUUGCAGAGACACAUGAGAAUCCACACAAGAGAGACACCAUUCAGCUGCAGUGUUUGUAGCAGAAGAUUUCCUUCGUUUAAUGAACUCAAAAAACACAAGUGUGUUGAUGAGUCCUCAAAUGGAAACCAAACUAAAGAGAACAGAGAGGCAGAGCCUCGAGCAACAAGCUCAGUUGAACAGAUGGAAACAGAAGCUGAUGGAGAGGACUGUGGAGGACCAGAACCAGCCAGGAACUCUGAUCCAGGUAGACCUUUACAACCUGAGACUGAAGACUCGUCUAAACUUGAUACUGAAGACAGUGAUGAUGACUGUGAGGAAACCAGAAAUUGCCCUUCAGGUUCAAACACUGAUGACAUCCCUGUCAUGUCUGGGACACACAUUACUGAUAGGAAAUCAUUCAGCUGUUCUGUGUGUGGGAAAAUAUUUACCCGAAAAGCAAAUUUGCAGUGUCACAUGAAGAUCCACACAGGAGAGAAACCAUUCAGCUGCUCUGAGUGUGGGGCAAGAUUUUUCCUAAAGGGAAAUUUGCAGUCACACAUGAGAACUCAUACAGGAGAGAAACCGUUCAGCUGCUCUGAGUGUGGAAAAAGAUAUAACUCAAAGCACAAUUUACAGUCACACAUGAGAACUCACACAGGGGAGAAACCCUUCAGCUGCUCUGAGUGUGGUAGAAAAUUUACUAAAAAGGGAAGUGUGCAGAGACACAUGAGAAUCCAUACUAGAGAGAAACCAUUUAGCUGCUCCGAGUGUGGGAAAACAUUUAAUGCAAAGGAUAAUCUGAUGAGACACACGAGAACUCACACAGGAGAGAAACCAUUCAGCUGCUCCGAGUGUGGGAAAACAUUUCCUAUAAAGCAAUAUCUGACGAAACACAUGAGAUUACACAUAGGAGAGAAACCAUUCGGCUGCUCAGUCUGUGGUGAAAGAUUUAUGCUAAAGUUUUAUCUGACAUCCCACAUGAGAAGCCACCCAGAGGAACCACUGAGCUGCUCUGAGUGUGGUAAAACAUUCACUUUGAAGACAAGUUUGAAGGUACACAUGAGAAUCCACACAGGAGAGAAACCCUUCAGCUGCAGGGUUUGUGACAGAAGAUUCACUUGGCGUAAACAACUCAAAAAACACAAGUGUGGUGGCGAGUCCUCACAUGGAAACCAACUUGAGGAGAACCGAGAGGCAGAGCCUCGAGCCAGCAGCUCAGCUGAACAGAUGGAAGCAUAAGGUGAUGGAGAGGACUGUGGAGGACCAGAACCAGCCAGGAACUCUGGUCCAGAUAGUGAUAACCAAAGGGUCUGAUCAUUUCCUGAUCCGCUGUGAUUUCACACCACAACACACCUCUGCUCGAACUACUGUUCACCUUUCGAUGAAUCAGUAAAAAAUCCCUUUCUUGUCUGUGUAUGAGCAGCAGACGGGUUCUGCUUUACUGGCUAGCUUACUUUUAUCUUUUGCUUCAUGCUGAGAUAAUAAAGCUGCUAUCACACCGGUC
This is a messenger RNA of Micropterus salmoides (largemouth bass), 2422 nucleotides long. Its product is annotated as gastrula zinc finger protein XlCGF57.1-like. Gene Ontology annotation, molecular function: RNA polymerase II cis-regulatory region sequence-specific DNA binding; DNA-binding transcription activator activity, RNA polymerase II-specific. The coding region runs from base 298 to 2157 and encodes 619 amino acids. Gene Ontology annotation, cellular component: nucleus. Lineage: Eukaryota; Metazoa; Chordata; Actinopteri; Centrarchiformes; Centrarchidae. Gene Ontology annotation, biological process: regulation of transcription by RNA polymerase II. The transcript is spliced from 2 exons. The record is from RefSeq and is a predicted model, not a curated record.